Molecule: messenger RNA, 2445 nt
Organism: Morone saxatilis (striped sea-bass)
Lineage: Eukaryota; Metazoa; Chordata; Actinopteri; Moronidae
Gene: dnase2b
Product: deoxyribonuclease II beta
Exons: 6
Coding region: 90-1148 (352 amino acids)
Biological process (GO): apoptotic DNA fragmentation
Molecular function (GO): deoxyribonuclease II activity
Source: RefSeq, a predicted model, not a curated record
AGUUAGUCAAUCAUGAAGCAGACAACCUGAUAAAAGAUUCCCUUUUUUGCUCUCUGCUGUGUUCACUGCACUUGGAGGAGGCGUUCAGGAUGGCCACACGCUUCAGUUUAUGCUUCCACAUUAUUAUCACAUCUUUGUGUAGCACAGUGGACAGUUCUGACAUUUCCUGUAGGAAUGAACAUGGUGAGCCUGUUGAUUGGUUUAUCAUCUAUAAGGUGCCCAAGUAUAAGAUUGGUGAGGUCGGCAGCGGGGUGGAUUACAUGUACCUGGACUCCUCAGUAGGGAGCUGGCAGAUGAGUAAAUUCAUGGUUAAUACCAGUCAAGGAGCCAUAGGGAGCACACUGAACCAGCUUUACAUGGGAAAGGCCUACAAGUCUAACAGUUCAGUCUACGCACUCUACAAUGAUGCCCCGCCGAUCCUGGAUUACAUACAAGGAUAUGGACACACUAAAGGGGUACUGCUCUUUGACCGCUCUCAAGGUUUCUGGCUGUCGCACACUAUUCCCCAUUUCCCCUCGUUCCCUGAGAGAGGCUAUCUCUACCCCUCCUCUGGCAAAGUCAAUGGCCAGACCGCACUCUGUGUGACCUACCAGUAUGAACAGUUCCUCCGUAUAGCAAAGCAGAUGGCGUACAUUUACCCACGUUUCUAUAACUGUUCUGUACCUGCUGCCUUCUUGGUCGACCUGCCACAGUUGGCCCAGUUAUGUGAGGGGAUCAAACCAACGCUGGCCUCAGAUAAGAGAGUGGAGCAGCUUUUCUCCACCCAAGGGGACAAGUUUGUCAGUUUUGUCAAAUCCGAACACUUUGUGGAUGACAUCUACACGGGCUGGGUGGCUCAGGUUCUGGAUGCUGACCUGCUGGUGGAGACCUGGCAGACACAAGGCCAUGAGCUGCCCUCCAACUGCUCCCUGCCCAAACACACCAUGAACAUCAAGAGGAUUAGGCUUCCAGGAUCAGUCCUGUUCCAGUCCCACCAUGACCACUCAAAGUGGUGCGUGUCACGGAUCUAUGAGGACCAGGUUACCUGUCUAGGGGAUCUGAACAGGGAGAAGGCCCAAAUGUGGCGUGGUGGGGGGCUGGUCUGCUCCUUCAACCCUUUGAUUUACAAGGCCUUCAGACAGGUGGUGGACAGCUACAUUGGCUGUUGAAUAAAAGAGGAAGAUAGGAUGGGUGGGACUGGAUUAGUCCCACACAGCAUGGUUUAAAUCUGUUUCAAAUGUAUGGGACUAAAAGUGAAGGUAGAUCAUGUUUAAGCAGCUGGCAUGCAACCAUCGGACCACACAAGUAUCAAAUCAUCAAUCAAGUGUUUAAAUGUAAUGCUCUUUGAUAGCUACUUGGAUCCCAGCUUAAUACAUUUGUGUAGUAAACUACAUGAUCAGUUAUGAAAUGAUGUGAAAUGCAUCUUGACAGUUUUCCUCAAUGAAAAGAGCAGAAUCCCCGGCAAAUUUAAUACAAUGUUUUCCACUUUCUCUGUAUAUGAAAAUUUUUCUGUAAAUAACUAAAAAUUAGAUUUGUAAUUGAUGGUUUUAUGCAAAGACUUUUCUGUGUUCUGGUACAUAUUGCAUAUGAUCUGGAUGAUUAUAGCAACAGUUUUCAGAAAAUGUAUUUAUUAUUUAAAUAAUUUUCACCAGCUGUGUGUGUUUUGUAUAAUUGUAUAAUAUAUAUAAUAAUAUAAUUUUUGUAUAAUCUUAAUUUGUUUACAAAGUUACAAAGGCCAUACAUACGAUGUGUCUUUAUGUUUAAGUAAGUGUUUCCUCGUCAUCACUAACUCACAUUUUAACAAAUAUCAUCCAGUCGCAUCACAGGACUUCCCUGAGUUUAUGUUAAAUAUAAAAACAUUCAUUUCUUUACUUUAUGUUUUUUGAAAAACUGCAAAUCUGAAUCAAAUAUGUCUAGUUCCUAGAAUAAUCAAACUUUAUAAGACAAGACGGAAAGUGAAAGAGUAGCCCCUCCGGUGAAAUGCCCCUCCCUCAUUACUACCACAGGCUUCACUCCCAACUCCUCUACUGGAGCUUGCCCAGUAGUCAGCUGCAAAUCAGACUAUGGUUGUACUGGUGUGUGUUUUGGUGCUUCAGGAAAAGGAAGCAUUUUGCGCAAUGAAACUUUCCUAGAUGAAUGAAAGGCUCUAUCAACGUCCAUUCUGUAUCUUUUGAAUGUUUUGUUUUAUUUUACACAGGUGGAAACUGUGAUUGCAUCAUUAUGAUGUUUAUGUAUUUGUUACCUUGUCAGGAAGAUGAUGAAUAACUUAAGUAUGCAGUGUUUUGGGUAAACAGUGUCACCUAGUGGUCGAACUGUUAGAAUCAUCAUCAAAUUCUGUUUUUUCCAAGAGGAUCCAUAGAAAGGGAACACAAAUACUGAUAUUGUCCUUUACAUGUAGACUAUUAUUGCACCCUAAAAUGAACAAAUCCUAUUGUUUAGUUUCCAAUAAACACCAACUUAUUUUCC